AUGUACCCCGCGCUGUACUUCCAGGCCCUGGAUUUGAUGAUGGCCUCAUCCACUCCCAACGAGCUCGUUCCGACAUCUCCAGAUCGCCGUCAUGUCUGGAGAUUCAAGUCUGGUGGCCUGCUUGGUCGAGCGAUUGUCCAGCAGGGUAAGCAACAAUUCGCGUCAAUCGGUCAAAGUCCCCUUGAAGAUGAAGUGCUGCAUAUAACGAGAUCCACACUUGUCGACUUGAGCAAAUCUUCCAUUAAUAUUAUAUUGGAAUCACUUGUGGGACUACUCGAAGACCUCGCGCGCCCCUAUGGCACUAUCUCGGAUCAUCCCAGCCAUGUCUUGUCCUCGGAGAUCUUUGUGUUGAGCCUGGCAGCCGAUUGCUGCUCUGCUAAUUGGACUGCGCAACCCAAUUCGCGCGACAAUACCACGCCUUUGCCAUCUAAUACCCUGGGCGAGCGACUUGUUAGCCGAAUCUUUGACACUCUCAAAGAUUUGCUGGAACCUAUAUCCGACAAUUACAUGUUAUCGGCAGAAGUACUGCUAGAUCAAGGGACCGAAGGUAGUGCCAGCGUGACAUCCUCAGCCGAAGAGCCGCAGCAAGAUGCCCAUCCUGAUGAUCCCAACGUCGAGCGCCGCUUGUCUUCGUAUUUUGAUCAAAUCGAAACACCUGUCAAGACACUCGUGGGGUAUGUCACAGCGUCCAGCUGGUCAGACUCAUUUAGCUAUCUUAGAGAGGUCAUAUACAAUGUCCGCGUUUCUGCAGCAAUGGAAGCUACUGCGGAGACUUGGGGCUCUCAAGAGUCUGGGAGAGGGUCGCUUGUUAUCAUGAGACUUCUUUCCUCCUUCUGGGUGGAUGGUUCCAAGCUUGGCCUCAUCAUACAAGAGAUUUGCUCGAGCUUUCUUCAUUUUCGAAAAUCAUAUCAAAACACUGUCGCUGCUACGAUGCCGUUAUUAAUAGCUCGAUGGAUUGACCGAUAUCCGCAAGAAUUUGUCCACCUCCACCGACUUCAUAAACGACUCGACGGAGGCGCGGAUACCCUUUUUGAUAUGACACAAACCGUGACUGACAAUGGUAGACGCAAAACUCUUCUGUUUCCUCUCCAAACAACCCUUCUUUUCCUCAUGCCUGAUGUUUUCGAGGUCGCUAGUAACUUGAGGGAGGCUAAGAGCAACAAUAUCAUGAAGAAGGUGUCUUUUUUGGACGCGUUGCGUAAAACCAUGAAGAAUGGAAAUGAGCAAGCCGGAUAUUGUGUCAUCUCUCUGCUCCGCGCUGCUCGUCAUUUCAGUGCAGAGAGCGAUUCUGCCCUUGUCAGUUAUGCCAUGGAUGUGCAGGACGAAGUACGGGACGCAGUAUUUCGACAUUCCGCUACAAAUUCACCUUCUGCCCAGUUUGAUCAGAAUAUGAUUACUGCUGCCUUUAUUACGCUAGCGCAUCUCAACUUAGAUGUGUGUAUUGAUACUGUCCUUGAUACUUGUAUCUCUCCUUCGUCGCCGCAUAGCUUCAAAGUCGCGGUUAUCCAAGCUUGCUGUUACCUUGCGAACCAGCCAGACUCUUCCAGAUAUAACGAGCUCUUCAAUGAGGCUCUUCCAUUUAUUCAAACACAGCUGAAGACUUGCGUAGCUGUCUCAUGGGAUCCGGCGGCAAAUCUCAGUAAUGAAGUCAUAAAUAUGGCGCGCAGCAUCCUCAAGUUUCUCGGUGCUUUGCCCACGCCCUUAUUGAAUGAGCUUAAUCGUCAGACGCCGACUCUCGAUACGCUAGGGCCAUUUACAUUCACUGUGAUAUCAUCCAACAAAUCCAUUUGCCAAACAGCAACCGAAGUUGCUGAGCGACUCUUUUCAGAGCACCCAGAAGCUGUCAAGUCCUUCAAUGAGCAGAGUCAUCCCGAUAUACUUGAGCUGCGUGAGACAUUCUGGACUCGAAGCUCCAAGGUUUUACUCGAGUUGUGUGAACGAAUGGUUCAUCCUAGGCUAUCCGAACUAACAACGAUGCACGACUAUCUCAAAGCUCGGCUCACCUUGUUGAAAAACAUCCCGGAGUUGACUCGCCUGUCUGAUGAGCUUCCUGAUAUGGUAGCUGCCUCGUCCAAAUUAGAGACUGUUCUUCUUGUAUCUCUUUGCUCCGCCGAUAUUGAUGUCUGUCAGCUUGUUACUUCUUGCAUAGGCCUAUUUCUGGCAGAGUGCUCUUGCAUCGGUGAAUUUUCUGAAUCUAUCAAGUCAUCAGCGUCAAUUCUUCGCAACGGCGAUGUAUUCCGUGAGAUCGCAUCUCCAGAUUUUCGAUUCACAGGACUAGUCGCCUUCCAAAAACGAAUUCGAACCUUUUUGCGUCGCAUACAGUUUCCCACAUUAGGCAUACUGAACGCCUGGGAAAUCGCAUUUGAUCGUUGGAUCUAUUUAGUUCAAAAAGUCUCCACGCUACAUCCGAAUUCUGUUGAUGACCGGUUAUUGUCAGAGUGGCGAAAUUUGUCAGGCUUCCUCGCGUCUCUUGGGGGAGCUUGUACCGCAGAUCAGGCCAUUGCUUUGGAGGAGCCAUCACUCCAGAAUCUGAGAUGGAUAGAUCGAUCACCAUCUGAGCAAUCCGAGGAGCCUUCGCUCAAACGUUAUCUCAAGUCGGCUAUCCAACUCCUAGCGUGUGCAAACGUUAGGGUCCGUGAAGCUAUGCGCGAAAUUCUGUCGAGCGAAGUGUCACCAGUUCUUUAUCCUGCCCUAUUCAAAUCUCUCGAAUCAGAGUUAGAAGUGCUCUUUGCAGGUGUUCUCGCUCCGGCAGAUAAAGCUCAAGAAACAGACAUAAUCUUUGCGGAGCAAGCUGCUUCCUUGUUAAAGACUCUGGUCGAGAGACUAGAAAUCCCUGCUGACUUAGGGGCCGCCUCGUCAGUCCACUUGGGCCUUAUGACAUUGAACUUCGCAAAGUUCAUCGACGGGAUUGCAGAUACUGCAAAUACCCUUCGAGUCAAGAUAAGGGUCUGUCAAUUGUGCGAAGCAGUAACGAAGAGAAAGGAGCAUUUGAACCUCCGUGACGAUGUGCAUAUUCGAAACCAACUCCUUGAAUACACCAUUGGCUGGAUAGAUCGACCACGAUCACCACAUGUGGAUCAGGCCGGCGCAGGUGGGAAACCAGAUGAUUUGAACAGAGUUCAAAAGGAUCUUGAUAAAGCUUGUUUGCGAUCUCUUGCAGAUCUCACAUUUCGUCUACCGCUUCAGCCCGCUGACAGUCAGUCGGAUGUUGGAAUGAGCGAGAUGAAGUCUCAAAUGUUCCACACCUACUUCAAUCGAUUUCUUUCCCUUCUCAAUCAUGAGUCUACCGAGAUCAGCAGAUCGGAGCUUUCUGCAACUUUAGUCGGCCGGGAUGAAGUGAUUUCCAAUUCAGACUUGGCCAUCACCAUCCUCUCCAACCUCCUUAGCGCGAAUAUUGACGUUGGUCUCAAGCAUUCCAUCAAUAUCGGAUACCACGACAAUGUUGAGAUCCGAACAGCAUUCGUCAAAGUUCUUUUCAACAUCUUGAUCCAAGGAACUGAGUUUAGCAAUUUGACAGACUCGGCUGUUAGCAAGAAAUAUGAGGAACUUUUAGAGGUUGAUGUAUCACUUCCUGCCUCAAUGAGUGCAAUAUGCCCUAGUACAGAAGUCGAUGAGCUUACAAUUUGCCUUCUAACCGUAUUUGAACAAAGAGGCCUCAUAUUCGAACUGUUUGAGGCACUCGUCCGGGCAGAAAUUGAUCAGACGGAAAACGAGACGGAAAUUUUGCGUCGAAAUUGCGUUGCAACCAAAAUGCUCUCUGUCUACGCCAGGUGGAAAGGUUUUGCUUAUUUACAAGGAACUCUUCACAAGGUCCUUGAACGACUCAUGCUCACAUCCCAAGACUUAGAUUUGGAGCUUGAUCCGACCAGAGUUGGCACACAGGAAGAACUGCAAAAGAAUGCUCUUCAACUUCAGAUAGUUGCGAAAGUUUUCAUGGACGAUAUUUGUGCUUCUGCUUCCAAUAUACCCCCUUCGUUCAGAAAAAUAUGCAGCAUAAUUUCUGAUGCUGUUUUACACCGCUUCCCGAAUGCCAAAUACACUGCAGUUGGCGCGUUCAUUUUCCUCCGGUUUUUCUGUCCUGCAAUUGUCGCUCCAGAAGUAGAGGGACUCGUGCCAACACCACCGUCAAAGGAGAUGCGGCGAGGUCUACUGCUCAUAGCAAAGAUAAUUCAAAACUUGGCCAACAACGUUCUAUUCGGAACAAAGGAGCCUUACAUGUUUCCACUUAACCUAUUCUUAGUCCAGAACAUCCAUGUCGUCAUGGGAUUUCUACGUGAAAUAUCUAUCCCACCGAGUCAACUAGAAAUCAGUAGUAACAAAAAGGCCAUCGAUUUUGGGUCAUGUGUGGCCUUACACCGCUUCCUCUAUGACCAUUGGGACCACCUUCAGCAGAUUCUUGUCUCCAAGGAUAGGAGAGAAUACGUCAGAUCGCCAGGAGAGCAUCCCCGUGGUCGUUCACCAGCCAUGGAACCCCUACGAAAUUUGAUCGCAAAUCUCGGCCCCCCUCCUUUGGCCAUAUCAUGGAACCGGCCACAGAUCUCAACAAACAGCCCACCUUUGUAUUCACGGUUCCAGAACUUUAUGCUUCGCAACGCCUUUCGUGGUACGGAGUCUUAUUUGACAUCUCGUGCGGUGUAUGAUGGAGGCGAGAGCAAGGAUGGACUUUCCAUCAUUUGCAUUAUACUACGUCACAUCGAAGCGGAUAACAUUGAUUACGACACAAUGCUUUAUUGCUAUCUCAAGCCCAUUACAAGGCUCUCAAAGUCGAAAGGAAAAGUAGAAGUGGUGAUCAAAGUUGGAAGCCAGUUUGUCCAAGUAACCACAACCAAGAAGCAGGAGGUUUUGUCUGGCCUCCGUCUCAGCACUACUGUCAACGAUAUCUUCCGUCUCGGAGAUGUGGAAGAAGCAACGACAACACUUCAAUCAGAAGAUGAUUCUUCCUUCGGACUCCGAGCAGAUGGAGGCAAAAUAGUCAUGUACUUUACCAGCCCAAAGAAAGCCGACGUGCUUCAGACGAUCCGCAGCGCCAAGAACAAGCAUGGGAAAGAGAAUCGUACAUAUAAGCCCUUCGAGAGGCUUAUGCGUCCUCAAGACGUACCCGACAUCUCCAUUCCUAUGGAUCCAACGCGAUUUGUAGUGGAAAUAAGCAAUAUAUUAGCAACUACGCAGCCACAGCUCACAUCCGACUUCUUAACCGAAUUUUUCGUAGGGUGGGAGAGCUUCCCUGAAGAGCAAAGGCCACUCAGCUUGGCUUACAUGUCACCGUGGCUCGCCGGUCUUCGAACCAAUGUCUUGACCAGUGAACAAGACAGCGAAAAGGGACGAGAAAAGGUCGCAACACUAUUGAGGAAGCUGAUCGAUCUCAUCGUUUUAGACCCGCACCUUUCUUAUCCUCUCCAACAUUUUGUCUUACCAUCAAUAACCAAUGAUGAACUCCUGCUUGAUAUAUUCCUUGAUGAGCUGAUAAAGACUGCUUUAAGCUAUGGUGCUCAUGAGGAGUCGUUGGACGUCAUCUCACCAGUCAUCAUCGGCAUCGGAACUGUUACGAUUCGAGGAAAGAUAUUCUCCCGACUUCGCAAAACACUCAACCGUUCGUCACUGAGACCAACGAGAUAUCUGCAAGACAGCCCUGUCUGGGCAGAGAUAUGCGUGCUUCUCCAGUUUUGUGUUGCUUUGUCAUUCGAUAGCGGUGUCCAGUCUCGGCUAUUCUUGCCUGAAAUUUUUCAUAUCGUGACGAUGCUCGCCAAUACAGGCGACAAUAGUGUUCGCUCACUCGUGUACAAGCUGCUGGUUAAUUCGGUCCAUUCAGUCUGUACAGCUUUCAACCUGGACGAAGCAAAACUCACCAAACUGAAAGCAAACCUUGACCUUCUCUGUGAGCCUCGAGGCGAGGCGUUCUCUUUGACGACUUCGAAUAUUCGCGACGGUGCCUCUGUCUCUACAGCACACGAUUCGAGCUCAACACUAGCAGCAACUGAAAAUCUAACUGUCAUUUUAUUCGACAUAUGCUCUAUUGCAGCACCUUCUAUUGACUUGGCUAAUAGCUGGAGAUCACGCUGGAUGAGCCUUGUGGCAAGCACUGCCUUUCAAAAUAAUCCAGCUGUUCAACCAAGAGCCUUUGCGGUAAUGGGAUACCUAGCUCGUGAAGAGGUAGACGACGACCUCCUCUACCAAGUUCUCGUAGCCCUGCGAAAUAGCAUCGGCCAAUUCGGGGAAGAUGGGAAUAGCGAAAUGCUCAUCUCUAUCGUAACGUCGUUGUCAAAAAUGAUGAUCAAGCUUCCUUCUGCCUCUCGCUACGGACUUCAACUUUUCUGGUUAGCCAUGUCUCUCGUCCGACUCGUGCCUAUCGGUCUUUUCAACUGCACGGCGCAAUUCCUUGAAGCAGUCUUGACCAACAUUGGCGCAGUGGGCAAUGCUACGGGAGAGAAAAUUGUCCCACUCCUUUUACAAAGUCGUAGUCAGCUCGAAGAAUCUGCAUUGCCGCUUGAUGAUGCGUACGGAAUUCAUUUCGAUCAUGAGAGCUUUCACUUUGCCGUCUGCGCUUAUCUAGUACGCGGACUCACUGAUACAUCAACACGCCCAACGGCAAUUCGCGUUCUAUCUUCAUUUUUUGAGAUUGCCAACUCUACCACGGUUCCUCCAACAGCUAAAAGUAACCCUACAACAGAUUCUUUACCAUACCUUGCCCUUAUUUCGGCGCGAAGCGUGCUCCCUGAAGACUAUAGAGAUGGCCUCUGGAUUGCCGGCAUCGGCUCAGAGAGCACCGGCAAUACUACAACAUACACUGGCCGACAAAGAAUGGAUAAUGUAAGGGACAAGGAUCUAUUGCUCAUCUCGGCUAUCGAAUUAGUUGACUUCCAAUAUCUUGAGGAGCGUGUACAAGUCCGGAGCCUUCAGUGGCUGAAUGAUCUAGCCCUGCAACGGCCUUUGGUAUUUGAACAAUUGUAA
Molecule: messenger RNA, 6948 nt
Organism: Trichoderma aggressivum f. europaeum
Lineage: Eukaryota; Fungi; Ascomycota; Sordariomycetes; Hypocreales; Hypocreaceae
Exons: 12
Coding region: 1-6948 (2315 amino acids)
Biological process (GO): regulation of GTPase activity
Source: RefSeq, a predicted model, not a curated record